CCAACCACGUUCGCCUCCUCCCACCAGCUCUGACAUCCCAACCCAGUGACCACCCUCCUCCCAGGUGGCCUGACGACCCUCCCCAGCGGUGGUUUCCUCUGGCGACUCCAGUCCUCUACCCGCGGUGGUUUCCUCUGUCAAGCCCAGUCCUCAUGGCGGUUUCCUUUGAAAACCCAGGUCCCCUCUCGUAUGAGUCCAGCGACAACAUGCUUCCGCGCAGGCGAUGAUGGGGCUGAGAGCUCCAUCAUGAGGAAGCUGAAGGAGAUCCUCAAUGAUCUCUUCUCCGUCCCCGGCGCUCCGCUUCUCUUCCAAAGGUACCUUACUUUAGCGCCUGCUCCAAUCCCGGUGAGGAUUCAGGCGGUAGAUCCCCUUUGUGCCAACCCCAAUUCCCUUCCUUCUAGGAGGAUCAAUCUUCUAUACCGGUGAUAGUGCUCUAAUGGUAGCAUGUUGGACUGGUUCUGCCUCUCUGACCCCAUGUGAACUCACGAGACCAUCGCCUCCAUAGGCAUCGAUGAUGACUCGGACUAAGUAGCAUAGGGGAUUGCGGUUCUGGUGGAUGAAUGGUGCCGUGCAUGAUCCCCCCCUCCCCGACUCAUGUAUUUCAGAGAACUUUUUCUAUGCAGGAUAUGAUAAUGUUGUCGACGCCUAUCCACCGCAGGGAUUACUGAAUGAGAUCCUAACGGGAGAAGAGUGGGUAUUGAAAACUUCUGUCACCAAGAUUAGUAGUUUGCUAAAUGUGUGUUGUUUGCAAGUAAUGGUGUUGUGGUUGUUCAUUGUGCCGUAUUCUUUAGUAACUGCCAGGUUGUUUCUAGUCCAUGUCAUGGCUCACGGCAUGGAUGCACCUGGGCAACCGGCCAUGCAGCAGGACGUCUUUAGUGCUGUUUUCAACCUGGUUUCAAGAGAAGAUGGCAAGAACAACAAAGGAGCAACGCAGGGGACGUACCAGAUUCUUCCUAAAUGUGUGGUGUAACGUUUGAGAGGAUAUAAUCGUUGUACGUUCCAAGGGGAAAUGCCUUCUAGGGAGAACAGUCUGGUGCAAAUUGAAGAGCUCUGAUAUAGUCUUUUUUAGCUGGAUGUUGUUUUUUAGUUGGUGAAAUGUUUUAGCUGGAUGUUGUUUCAGUAGUUGUAUCUAUAUAUAUUGUAAGGUAACCAAAUCAAUGUACUGCUAAGUGUUCAA
This is a messenger RNA of Phragmites australis (common reed), 1177 nucleotides long. RefSeq lists its product as uncharacterized. NCBI's taxonomy places the organism in Eukaryota, Viridiplantae, Streptophyta, Magnoliopsida, Poales, Poaceae. The record is from RefSeq and is a predicted model, not a curated record. The coding region runs from base 557 to 970 and encodes 137 amino acids. The transcript is spliced from 2 exons.